Talpa occidentalis (Iberian mole) is the source of this 2402-nucleotide messenger RNA. RefSeq names its product EYA transcriptional coactivator and phosphatase 2 (gene EYA2). Bases 26 to 1642 code for a protein of 538 amino acids. The record is from RefSeq and is a predicted model, not a curated record. Gene Ontology annotation, molecular function: protein tyrosine phosphatase activity. Gene Ontology annotation, cellular component: nucleus. Gene Ontology annotation, biological process: cell differentiation; negative regulation of extrinsic apoptotic signaling pathway in absence of ligand; positive regulation of DNA repair. The transcript is spliced from 16 exons. Lineage: Eukaryota; Metazoa; Chordata; Mammalia; Eulipotyphla; Talpidae.
UCUCCACUGCGCGCGGUACAAGGAAAUGCUAGAACUAGUGAUCUCACCCAGCCUUACUGUAAACAGCGACUGUCCGGGUAAACUGAAGCUUAACUGCGCUGAUGCCGAUGUCUGGACUCUGAGUGACGCAGAAGGCACCACCACAUCCGCCCCCGCGAGUGUGUCCCAGCUCUUUGUGCGCCCUCGCCCACGUGUCCUGCCCAGCCAGCCCCCCGCAGCCAUGGCAACCUACGGCCAGGCGCAGUACAGUGCCGGGAUCCAGCAGGCCGCCCCCUACACGGCUUACCCACCUCCAGCACAAGCCUAUGGAAUCCCCUCUUACAGUAUCAAGACAGAAGACAGUUUGAACCAUUCCCCAGGCCAGAGUGGAUUCCUCAGCUAUGGCUCCAGCUUCAGCACCCCACCCACUGGACAGAGCCCAUACACCUACCAGAUGCACGGUCCGGCGGGGAUGUACCAAGGAGCGAACGGACUCACCAGCACAGCCGGAUUUGGAAGUGUGCACCAGGACUACCCUUCCUACCCCGGCUUCCCGCAGAGCCAGUACUCCCAGUAUUACAGCUCGUCCUACAGCCCUCCCUACGUCCCGGCCAGCAGCAUCUGCCCCUCUCCGCUCUCCACGUCUACCUACGUCCUUCAGGAAGCCUCGCACAACGUCCCCAACCAGAAUUCUGAGUCACUGACUGGCGACUAUAACACACACAAUGGACCUUCCACGCCGGCAAAGGAGGGAGACCCAGACCGGUCGCAUCGGGCCUCGGACGGCAAGCUCCGGGGCAGGUCUAAACGGAGCAGCGACCCCUCCCCAGCUGGGGACAAUGAGAUUGAGCGUGUGUUCGUGUGGGACCUGGAUGAGACAAUCAUUAUUUUUCACUCCUUACUCACGGGGACAUUUGCAUCCAGAUACGGGAAGGAUACCACGACGUCUGUGCGAAUAGGCCUGAUGAUGGAAGAGAUGAUCUUCAACCUCGCGGAUACGCACCUGUUCUUCAACGACCUGGAGGACUGUGACCAGAUCCAUGUUGAUGAUGUCUCAUCUGAUGACAAUGGCCAAGACCUAAGCACGUACAACUUCUCCGCCGACGGCUUCCACAGUUCGGCCCCCGGAGCCAACCUGUGCCUGGGUUCCGGGGUGCACGGCGGCGUGGACUGGAUGCGGAAGCUGGCCUUCCGCUACCGGCGGGUGAAGGAGAUGUACAACACCUACAGGAACAACGUGGGCGGCUUGAUAGGAGCUCCCAAAAGAGAGACCUGGCUACAGCUCAGAGCGGAGCUGGAGGCUCUGACUGACCUCUGGCUGACUCACUCCCUGAAGGCAUUAAACCUCAUCAACUCCCGGCCCAAUUGUGUCAACGUGCUGGUCACCACCACUCAACUAAUUCCUGCCCUGGCCAAAGUCCUGCUGUAUGGACUGGGCUCCGUGUUCCCCAUUGAGAACAUCUACAGCGCAACCAAGACAGGGAAGGAAAGCUGCUUUGAGAGGAUAAUGCAGAGGUUCGGCAGGAAAGCCGUCUACAUCGUGAUUGGCGAUGGCGUGGAAGAGGAGCAGGGAGCGAAAAAGCACAACAUGCCCUUCUGGCGGAUAUCCUGCCACGCCGACCUGGAGGCCCUGCGGCACGCGCUGGAGCUCGAGUACUUAUAACCAGCGGCCUCGCCCGGCCCCCGGCCCUGAGCCCACCUGGGCCCCUCGCCUCCCCGCCUCCCCACCUCCCCGCCAGAUGCUGGACACCCGGCAGGGCCCCUACAGCCAAGAGGAUGUUUCUGGUGACCAGAGCUGUCCUUGCAGCCCCACAAGAGUCCGAGGAGCGGAGCACCCAACUGUGGCUUUGGAAUAUUUCACUUUGGGGAGAGGGGCUGGCUCAAAGUCCAGACUUUUCUACAAGACUCAGAACAAAAGCAAGGAGUUGCUGAUGUGGAGCAGGGCUAGUGACGAGGAGAGGACAGGCUCAUUGUUUUUUCUUCCUUUUUAAUUUAUGGACUGAUCUCAUUACCCUGGUAUUACACUCUCGUACCUGUGUUGUUGGUUUUCUUAGUCGUUGGUUUGGUUUUGUUCUUCAAACUGGCAUGCGGGGUGGCGCACAGUUCUGAUCAAGCGCUCUGCUCCAGGUUGUACUCUGGGGGGACAAUCAUUCUCUGAACAUUAGUGAGGGAGGUGAUUCGGGGCGUCGGGAAGAUUCUUGCUUAUUUUUGUUUUUAAGGACCUGACCUGAUGUCAUGUGGACAGUGCACGUGCCUUAUGCUGCCAUCUUGUUUUCUAGGAAGAGGGAACCCUGGGAGGAGGCGGUACUUUGUGACGGAACAAAGGCAUUAAAUAAAACCAGGUUUACAUUUUGAAGUGGGGGCGGGUGUCGCUGCUUUAUUACCACUCUUGACACUCCCAAAUGUGUUGGUCUUUCCCAGAA